AUGGCAGCGUCGUCGGGGGUCAGAGAGGAGGGAGUGGAGACCUCCGGGGCUACUGUGAGGAGGGGUCCUGGGGUCUCGGGUAGCUCCGGACAGGGCUCCCCUGCCGAAGGCUCCAUUGACUACCCAUACUGGGCGGGAGCUCCCGGGGAGCCUUGCCAGUGGCCCUUCAGCCACUUCCGGCACCGCAGAGCUCCCGACCCCCGCGCUCCUGGCAGCGGCGUGGCGUCUCUGGCAGCAGGGCUUGGCUAUGACCCAUACAACCCGGGGCUGCCCCAGCCUCCUGAGGAAAGAGAGAAUGGCAUGCUGGGCCAAGGUAAUGGCAUACUGGAGCUGGUCAACCAAGCCAUUGAGGCUGUACAUGGCAAGAUAGAGCUGGAGCAGAGGCAUUACCAGGAGCUCCUGGAAAUGGCACAGAGACACGGUGCUGGGGCUUCAGCCCUGGCACCCUGCAGGCCUGCCACAAGCCUGGAUGAUGAUGACACCUUCUCGGCCCUCACUUAUACACCAGGUGGCCUGCUGAGCCCAGACUCAGGCUACCAGCCCACCCCACUGGCUGCCCCUGCUGUGCAAGGUCACAAGUUCUUGGCCCCUUCAGAGAGGGGUCAGGGCAGAGUUGGAGGGGGUACCAGUGCCCUGGAGUAUGUCCCCAAGGCUGUGGGCCAGCUGCCCUGCUGUGACCAACCUGUGUCUGGUGGCAAGUAUAUAGUGGACUGCUCAAAGCCAUCAACAGAUCUGGAGUAUGACCCACUGUCCAACUACUCAGUUCGGUGCCUUGGCAGGGCCAGUGCCAGGGAUGAGAGGGCCACCAAGCUUCCUCAAGGCUCUCCAGGUGCUGAGCCCUACACACCUGCCAUCAAGGAGCCCUGUGACCCCUUCGGCGGCUGUGAGGCCAGAUUCUCAGACUCAGAAGAUGAGGUGGCUAGGCCAGCAAAGGCUGAUGUCAGCAUCCCCAAGGCUGGGGCUGAACCUGAAAGCAAGGCACCUGGGAAACCUGCUUCCAAGGAGGGCCUGGAGCCAAUGGAGGGCAGCCUACCAGACACCAAGGAGAUAGCUGUGCAGCAUGAUGUGGAAGGCUUCCAGCAACCUCCAAAAGCAGCUGACACAGUAGCCAGGGCCUCUCACCAUGCUGGGGUCCCCAAGGAUGGCCGAGGAUCAAGAGAAGUUCGUCAGCGCUAUCUCAAACUCUUCAUCAAGGUGUGCCUCAAGUUCUGCCCGUCCAACCAGGAGGCCAUUGAGAAGGCACUGAACGAGGAAAAGGUGGUAUAUGAGCGCAGCCCCAGCAAGAACAUAUACCUGAACGUCGCUGUGAACACCCUGAAGAGGCUGAGGGGCCUAGUCCCCAGCAUGCCCAGCCUCAGCAAAGCCAGUGACCGCAGAGUUGUGUCCCACGAGGUGGUGCUGGGAGGCAGAUUGGCAGCCAAAACCAGCUUCUCACUGAGCCGCCCCAGCAGUCCAGGGGUGGAGGAGCUGAAAGGGAAUGCCUUAUACAGCCGUCUCAGGGAGUACCUGCUCACUCAGGAGCAGCUCAAGGAGAACGGCUACCCCUUCCCCAACCCAGAGCGCCCGGGGGAAGGGGAGGGCGCCAUCAUCUUCACAGCUGAGGAGAAGAAGCCUAAGGACCCCUCCUGCAGAAUUUGUUGUCGCUUUGUGUCCUCCUCGGGCCGCUGUGUGUGCAAUGAGGAGUGCUACUACCACUGAGUGACUGGGAGCUGGGAGACCCAGGAUAUGUGCUGCUCAGCUGGGGUUGGCUCUGUGGGCUGUCAGGUUGCCAAGCAACACGUGCAGGAUGGCCGGAAGGAGAACCUGGAGGGCUUUGUGUGCACCUUCCAGAAGGAGCUGCCCAAAGAUUCCCAGGUCUUUGCCCUAGACUGUGAGAUGUCCUAUACUACGUAUAGCCUGGAGCUGACCCGCGUCACAGUUGUGGACACAGACAUGCAGGUCGUGUAUGACACCUUUGUCAAGCCUGACAACGAAGUUGUCGACUACAACACCAGGUUCUCGGGGGUGACGGAGGCCGACCUUGUGGACACAAGCAUCACACUGCGGGACGUGCAGGCCGUCCUGCUGAGCAUGUUCAGCACUGACACCAUCCUCAUUGGACAUAGCCUGGAGAGUGACCUGCUGGCCCUCAAGAUUAUCCAUGGCACGGUGGUGGACACAUCAGUGCUGUUCCCGCACCGCCUGGGCCUGCCCUACAAACGCUCUCUGCGGAACCUCAUGGCAGACUACCUCAAACAGAUCAUCCAAGACAAUUUGGAUGGGCACAGCUCCAGUGAGGAUGCCAGCGCCUGCAUGCACCUUGUCAUCUGGAAGAUCCGAGAAGACGCCAAGACCAAGCGAUGACUCCCCACCCGCCGCCCUGCCACCAUGCCAUGCCCCUUUCCUACAGCCCUGA
Molecule: messenger RNA, 2395 nt
Organism: Onychomys torridus (southern grasshopper mouse)
Lineage: Eukaryota; Metazoa; Chordata; Mammalia; Rodentia; Cricetidae
Product: RNA exonuclease 1 homolog
Cellular component (GO): nucleus
Molecular function (GO): nucleic acid binding; exonuclease activity
Source: RefSeq, a predicted model, not a curated record